Procambarus clarkii (red swamp crayfish) is the source of this 669-nucleotide messenger RNA. NCBI's taxonomy places the organism in Eukaryota, Metazoa, Arthropoda, Malacostraca, Decapoda, Cambaridae. The record is from RefSeq and is a predicted model, not a curated record.
CUAGAUGGUUGGACUGCAUAUAACUGUUCCCCUCUCAGACCUGUGUCAUUCCCACCUUCUACCAGCCCGCUGCCUUCAACCAGCCUGCUGCUCUCUACCGUCACCUCACCUUCACUAAACUUCAACAUGAGGUUCAAAUUCGUGCUGCUGGGUCUUUUGGCCUUCGUAUGUGCCACUUCAGGCUACGUUCUGAAGGACCAGGACGACGCACUUGGCGACACCGACGACCGUCUAGAACGGGUCGUCUUCGAAGACGACGAUGGGGACAGGGCCGAACAGAGCGAUUUUGGUGACACUGAAUUAUGGAGAAACAGCCUCGAAAAGCACGGACACGAAUAUGGUAGCCACAGCCACGAACAUUAUCAUCAUACCCAUAAAAGAAGAACGUCGACGACUACAACCACCACUCCAACCACUACUACCAAAAGUACCACCACCGCCGCCCCAGCUACCACCACCGCCGCCCCAACUACCACCACCGCCGCCCCAGCUACCUCCACAGAAACAUUUACCACCACCACCUCAUUUCCUCUGAAUCUCAACAUAACGACGAUGGUGCUGGAUAGUUCUGCAUGGAGCAAUGGGAGAUCACAUCGAAGCAAAAGAGAUACACAUGGCUACACAAAGCUGUUGUUUGAAGCAAAAUAUGAACAAGCGAAAUGUGGCUAA